GAAUCUCUGGUUUCCUGAAAGGAAUGUGAAGUCGGUCUAAUAGCUUUUGUUGUGCCAUUCUAAACAAAUUUGUCAUCUUUCAGUUAAUUGAUUUGUUCUUUUGACAAAACUAUGAGGAUAAACUAGUGAGAUCUAUUUCUCUGCAUUCUGAUUUGCAAAGCUAUGCGAGUAAUUCCCUUUUUGAAGUUUACAGAUUGAACAUUAUAAAAUGGCCUAAGAAAGUUUGUUCAUAUAUUAUCGUUGAGGGAUGUGAAAUCUGUUAGCACUCAAGAGUUCAACCAUUACAAAUAAGAUUUAGGAAUGCACUUGAUAGUACAAGUUGGUUUAUAUUAUGUUCGAGAGAUGGAAAAUUGCAAUGAAUGGAGAAAAAGAAAAUUCCAUAGGUUUAGCUGGAGGUACGAGAGUAGAUGAUCUUUGAUUUUUUUUUUAAAAGCAAGGUCAUUGGGUGGACCCCAUGACUAUUUUUUAUUAUCAUUAGUAAUAAUUAAAAGAGUCUUCCAUCAAAAAGCAAAAAGCCACUAACUACUAAAAAAAAUUAAAGAAAGCAAAAAAAAUAAUAAGACUAAAAAAUGGCCAAAAGUCUUGUUCAGACCAUUCUUGAGCGGCCCUUUCAGUUCACUAUCCUUGCCGGCGAGAGACAAGUUGUUUCCGGUGAAGCUUGUCAUUUCUGCCAUUUAUCUCAGCUCCGAGGUAAUUGUUGUGCUAUUUGUUGUUCUCCUUUUUCUUCCUUCGAAUUAUCUGUCUUCUGCAAGAAAUGAUUGGGCUUUUCUGCUAUGUAUCUGAGUCAAAAUCUCGCAGCUACAACAUGGUCCUUUCAUUGUGUCGAUUGUAUUUCUUCUUGCUGUAACUCAAGCCGAUUUUUAGAUCUAUUAUGAUUUGGGUUUCUAUUGUUAAGAAGUUGGUAUGCCUGUUGUUGUUCCUCUGUUGGGGUUGGGUUUAUUUACUGUGUCUUUUCCUUCUUUGCUGAUUUUUGUCAUAUUGUCCUUGUGUUUCUUUGCUGGUUCUGGAUUUGGAGCAAGCACUGAUGUGGAUUCAUUUUUCACCAAGUCCAAGGUUCGUCCAGCUGCAUCUGCUGUAGGCCCCCCAAAAGGUCUUGGUAUGCAGCUAGGUAAAACACAAAGGACCAAUCAAUUUCUGGAAUCCCUGAAAGCUGAGGGUGAAGUCAUUGUCGAAGAUGUCAGACCAAGCAUUGGUCAGUCCAAGCCAGCUGCUGCACCACCAACUGAUCCUGUCACCCUGACUGUUGAAGAGAAAAUUAAUGUAACAUUAAAGCGUGACGGCGGUAUCAGCAACUUUAAUGUCCAGGGUACCUUAUCUCUCCAAAUUCUGAACCAAGAAAAUGGACUUAUCCAAGUUCAGAUUGAAACCAGUGGUAAUCCAGCCAUCCUCUUCAACACACACCCAAAUAUCAAUAAGGAGUUAUUUUCUAAUGAAAAUAUUCUAGGCCUCAAAGAACCUAGUAGGCCUUUUCCUGCUAAUCAAUCUGGUGAUGGAGUUAGUCUCUUGAGAUGGAGAAUGCAAAGUGCAGAUGAGUCGAUUUUACCUUUAACUAUUAACUGCUGGCCUUCAGUUUCUGGGAAUGAAACCUAUGUGAAUAUUGAGUAUGAAACCCCAGCACAAAUUGAUCUACAGAAUGUUGUGAUUUUUGUACGUCUCCCAGCUCUCAGGGAAGCCCCACGUAUACAGCAGAUUGAUGGAGAGUGGAGGUAUGAUUCCAGAAAUUCUGUUCUGGAGUGGUCUACAGUUCUCAUUGACAAUUCUAAUCGCAGAAAAAAAAAAUCAAAAAAUCUAUUUACCCCCCAAAAGAGUUUGAGAUUAGUUGAAGAGAAUAGCCUUGGGUUGAGCGAUAGACGAAGCUUCGAAUUUGGUGGACCAAUAAUUUCAAGAGAAACUAUUUUCUAUAUUGAGAAGUUGCCGAGGUCAAACUAAGAUCAAGAGUGAAUAGAUAGACAUGGAACGUAUUAGAAAAUAAUUUGUUGAUCG
Molecule: messenger RNA, 1983 nt
Organism: Solanum dulcamara
Lineage: Eukaryota; Viridiplantae; Streptophyta; Magnoliopsida; Solanales; Solanaceae
Product: coatomer subunit delta-like
Exons: 6
Coding region: 904-1929 (341 amino acids)
Biological process (GO): retrograde vesicle-mediated transport, Golgi to endoplasmic reticulum; endoplasmic reticulum to Golgi vesicle-mediated transport; Golgi localization
Cellular component (GO): COPI vesicle coat; cytosol
Source: RefSeq, a predicted model, not a curated record